Messenger RNA from Mugil cephalus (flathead mullet), 4958 nucleotides. RefSeq names its product SAM and SH3 domain-containing protein 1-like. The transcript is spliced from 18 exons. The coding region runs from base 738 to 4190 and encodes 1150 amino acids. Lineage: Eukaryota; Metazoa; Chordata; Actinopteri; Mugiliformes; Mugilidae. Gene Ontology annotation, molecular function: protein binding. The record is from RefSeq and is a predicted model, not a curated record.
CUUCACUGUCUGUCUGGGAGAAGCCGGCGGAUGGAGCGGAGGGACAACAAACUUGAAAACGGGGGAAGCCGGGGACAAAGUAAGCCGCAACAAUUGAACUUUCAGCGGAUGUUCGUCAUUUCUAUGCUUUAAUUCCUCCUGUAGCAGUCAUAUAUCGUCCUGGUUACAGCGAAAGCCUCGCGGUUGUGUGUUUUUUUUAAUGCUCCGGAUGAAUGUUUGAUGGACCUCAGCGUCUUUCCCUGUAACGGCUCUGAGAGUGAAACAAAGAGGAUGGAAGACACCAACUCUUAACGUGACGGUAUUUUUUUUAUUAUUAUUAUUAUUACUGCUGUUUUCUGGUUAGUUUUUUUUUCAUAAGGACUCAGUUUAUAAGUUUUUCACUAAGUAAGUUUCCGUCGACGCCACGAAGUACUCGCUUUAAAUAGAAGAGUACAGCUAACUGACACCAACGGCUAAAACGGCUAAAAGUUAAAAUGGAUUUAACUUUAAAAUAUGUAUCAUGAAGAGACCCGGAACCUCUCUUGACUUUUUUAUUGUUUGCAUCAGAGAUCUUUAGCAGAUUUCUUCUUUUUUUUUUUAAAUGCAAUCUCUAAAUAUACUUGUGUAUGACAUGGACCACUGAACCUGUGUGUAGGCUGGAAGUUGCAUGGACCACAGGGCUGCACUGCUACAGCAGCAGUGUGAACGGUGAUAAUGGUGAUGAUGUGCACCUGAGGUAGACCUCCUCAUUUCCUAAGAUGAGCCACGGUGCAAAUCUUGUCCUCCAGUGGCUGUCAAAGCUCCACCUGGCCCAGUACGUGGAGUCGUUCAUUGACAAUGGCUACGACGAUCUGGAGGUCUGCAAGCAGAUCGGAGAGCCAGACCUGGAUGCGAUUGGCGUCCGCAUCCAGUACCACAGACACAGGCUUCUCACAGCGGUGGAGACGCUAAGAGAGGAGGACAAAAGGAAAGCGCCGGGCUACUAUUUCACCUUAGAGCCUCUGGACGCUUCUUCUGGCCACCACCACCACCACCACCACCACCACCACACUUCGAUCUCAGACGCGGUGGAUAACCUCAGGAAGCAGAGGUCGCGCACGCGGACCACAGGAAAACACCAGGCCUCCUGUCCUGGAAACCACAACCUGCUAUUCACAGAUUGUAAUGACUUUGUGACUUAUCCCAAGCUUAAACUCAAGGUACUGAUAAGGGAUAAACUCGCAAAAGAUGGGAUCAACCUGGGACAGGCACCGUACACCCACAAGGAUGGCUCGGUGGGGAACCUUGAUGACCUGGCUCAGGAGUACUCUCAGUAUUACGGCACCUCCCUCAGCGACGUGUGUGAAAGGAUGGAGGAGCUACGCAAACGCAAAGUAGUGCAAGACGCAGAGAUGGGAAAGGUUGACUCAAUGGCCACAUCACUGCAGCUCCGCUCUCAGAUCCAGGAAUCCCUCGGGCUCAGCAGCACCACGUCGACUCCAGAGACUGAGAGAAGGUUUCCUGUUCAUAAAUCCAGCUCGGACGACGGAUCAGGAGGAAAAUGGGACGGAAAGAGAAAAGGCAAGUCUUUUUGGCAAAGUAUACGAAAGUCACAGAAGGGAGUGAUGCGUCAGGUUUCAAAAGGUGAUGAUGUCGGUUUUGUGGCCAGUGAAAUCACCAUGAGUGAUGAGGAGCGUAUUCAGCUGAUGGUGAUGGUGAAGGAGAACAUGAUCUCCAUAGAGGAAGCCCUGGCACGGCUGAAGGAGUUCGAGACACACAACAGACAAACAUGCAGGUCCGACGUGACGGAGUGGACCGACGCCUCCGGCCCCAACACAAAUGAGUCGCUCGGCUGCAACCCGUGUGACCUUUCAGACACUGAGCAAGAGGAAUCUGUGACGUUCAAGAGGCUCCACAAACUGGUCAACUCAACUCGGAAAGUGAAGAAGAAGCUGAUCAGGAUCGACGAGUCUAAGAGGCCCGGAGCAGAUGAGAGCCUGAAUGUAGACGAUCCCCCCUGUGGAGAUGCCAGCUUCUCUUUGUAUUCAGGUGUGCAGAAGAAGCCCUCAGUCUGCCCCGUGGACUCUCUGGCCUCGGCUCUACACGAGCAACUCGCCUACGACAGGGACUCCGACAGCCUGACCACCUCCCCCUCGUCCAGCAGCCUGGACACCUGCAGCAGCCACAAGAUCUUACAGCCCAACUUCACCAAGUGCAGUGGGAGUCCUGUUCCCCAGGAGGCCGCCGCGUUAGGGGAGGUGAGGGAGGCAGGUGAAGGCAGCGGCUCCUCCUUUUCUGAAGCGGAGGGCUCCAGUGAUGCGGAAACCAGAAUCGCACGCUCGGUGACCGAUGGAGAGCUUCGUCACAGGCUCCUCAGUCCACUCAGCCAUAAUGGGAGAGCUUCUAGUUUUAGUGGAUUUGACCUGACCAACCGCUUGGUGCAAACGGUUCCCACUGACAAUGAUAACACUACGAAAGAUGGAGACGGCGGCGGAAGAGACUUUGUCAAGUCUCCGUCAACAUCACGGAUCUCGUUGGGCAGGAAGGUCAAGUCCGUGAGAGAAACGAUGAGAAAACACAUUUCCAAGAGAUACAAUAGUUCUCUCUCCGAGCAGUCAAGCCCAGACCGUGCAUCCAGCUGCCCUCACUCCCCCCAGAGAGACUGUGACUCUUUGGAGAAACCCAAACUGAAGCCAGGAGGGUCGGUGGAAAGCCUGAGGAGUUCUCUCAGCGGACAAAGUUCCAUGAGCGGUCAGACCGUGGGCACCACCGACUCCUCCAACAGCAACAGAGAGAGCGUCAAGUCUGAGGAUGGAGAGGAAGAUGAGCUGCCUUACCGUGGACCUUUCUGUGGCCGUGCUCUUGUUCAUACCGACUUCACCCCCAGCCCCUAUGACACCGACUCCCUCAAACUGAAGAUCGGAGAUGUCAUCGACAUCAUCAGUAAGCCCCCGAUGGGCACGUGGAUGGGCAUGCUCAGCGGUAAAGUGGGCACCUUCAAGUUUAUUUAUGUGGAUGUUCUGAACGAAGAGGAGGUGAAGCCCAAGAAGACACGCAGGAGGAAGAAGGCCCGACAGCCCAAGCCCACCUCUGUGGAGGAACUGCUCGAUCGCAUCAACCUCAGAGAGCAUCUCCCCACCUUCCUCUUUAACGGCUACGAGGAUCUGGACACGUUCAAGUUGCUUGAGGAGGAGGACCUGGACGAGCUGAGCAUCAAAGAUCCUCAGCACAGGGCUGUGCUGCUCACCGCCGUGGAGCUGCUGCAGGAGUAUGACGGAAGCAGCGACCCGGAGCGAAGCACUCAGUCCGGAGGCUCGCAGGAGAAGCUGCUGCUGGACAGGCGCGGACUGUUGGGAGACUCCCCGCGCGACUCCGGCUGCUACGAGAGCAACGAGAACCUGGAGAACGGAAGGGACAAAAAGGCGCCCUCGUCCAUGAGCAGGUCUUCGUCCGGUUUCGUGUCCAUCCGCCUCUCGUCCCCAGAGUACCCCGUCCUCCUCCUGCCCCCGACCUCCGCCGGGCAGAGUAAGACUCCUCUCCAGGCCAAACCCAGGUGCCUGCCCUGUAUCCUCCCCUCACUUCGAGCCCCCGGGAGCAGCUCGAGACGGUUCGGCUCAGCCGGAGGACGUCGUCCCACUGCCAGGAGUCAGAGCUGCACGGAGCUCAGGAGGCACGCGGCGCCAAGUCUGCUGCGGCGCUGCUUCUCCCUGACGGCUCUCAACAAAGAGAAACUCUUCGACCGUAAAGACUGGAAAUUGACCACCACCACCACCACCAAAAAGACAGAGAGGAACACGGAGCGAACUCUAAAUCCUCAAAAGCUACGUGCGGUGACGUGUCCGUCCUCUCGGCCUUCGCGCGAGACGGCGUCUGAUGCCGUGUGCGGCGCUUCAAACAUAAACAAAGGCAACUUGCCUCGUCCUGCGACGCGGGGCGCUCACCCCAAGCUGCCUCCCAAACCUCCAGUACAAAGAUUCUAUCAUCCCACAACUACUCCUUCUUUACCACAGCAAGAGCCCUUCUCACCAACAGAAACAACCCGCGGGCACAACCACACGGAUCACAUCUCUUCUUCAGAGAAGACCCGUUCAGUUUCGGCCACUGCUGAAGCCCGCAGGCUGAAAAUGAGAAGGAAUAAACAGACCGCCGUUAACCCUGCAAUCCAGUUGCAGAGUCCUGAUCUGACGAUACUGCCGCUUACUAAAAACGCAGUGGCUCCAGAGGUUCAGUAGGGCUCAACUUCACAGCUUUCACUUUAUGCUGAAUCUAAUAAUAUCAAAUGUUACAUCUGUGCCGGAACCGUGGACGGAUUUAAACCCUGAUCUUUCCACUGACACUUCAGCCUUUGUUUCAGUGGUCUCCAUUCAGCCGAAUCGCCGCCUCUGCAGUGCACCUCAUCAAAGUCCAGUAGUUGCGUAAGCAGCAGCAGCAGCGCUGGCAGUAAGUGGUCGUUUCAAGAGCGAAGCAGUCGUCAAUAAGUGGCUCUUGUUAACCAACUGUUUCAUUUUAACUGUGUGCAAGUAUAAACAGACUCUGCGUUGGUGACACGCUACAGAGGAAACGGGUGAAAAUAAGAAAAGGAAUGAUGGCCGGGUUCCACUUAGCUGCUUCUGUCUGUAAUAUUAUUAGCUUCUAUAAGAGCAAAGCUUUGCUGAUGUUUAUGUUCGCUUCAUGUUCCUGAAGAGAAUUGACAGUAGUGGAAAUUAUCAUGACAUCUUUAACACAAUAAAGUGACAGAAAAUUUUUAAAGUUUAUUGGUUAAUUUUUUUUUUUAUUAUUCCCCACACACGUAAUUAAAAUUUCUUUUCUGUAAUUCAUGCAUUAUUUGUUCCUUAAUCUAAAGUUUCUUUUUACAUAUACAGUGAUAAAUUGCUAACGAGGCUGUUAAUAUGUGUUCAAGUCUUGUGUUAAUGAGUGUUUUUAAUAAAGUUCACCUUGUCGUAUUUAUUGUAUUUAACCUUCUCUCUCCAAACAGCACCAAUAAAAAGAGAAAACCACCA